Messenger RNA from Ambispora leptoticha, 770 nucleotides. Lineage: Eukaryota; Fungi; Glomeromycota; Glomeromycetes; Archaeosporales; Ambisporaceae. The record is from the annotation of a GenBank genome assembly.
AUGAGCAAUAAUGAAUAUCAAGAUAGGGUUACUCGAAAGCGUACUCGGGAACAUUUGAAAAUUGAAUUUGAACAAAAAAUUAAAACUUCGUCUCCUAGUAAUUUGAGUGAGGCCAGGAUUAAAGACGAAGUUGAUAGUUACGAAAUUUUUUAUGAUACAACGAAGACCGCCAAUGGUAGUGAAAGUAAUGGUGAAAUUGUUACUAAUGAAACAGUUGAAAUGUCAAGUCCUAAAAAAACACGCAUAAAAAAGGAAGUUAAAUUUGAAGGGCCACCUGCCAACUGGGAUCAAGUUUACCAGAGUAUAAAAGAAUAUCGAUUAGGAAUUAAUGCACCUGUUGAUACAAUGGGAUGUGCAAGAUUAGCUGAACAAGCUAAUGAAGUAGUUACUCCACAAACUUCGAGAUUUCAAACUCUUGUAGCUUUGAUGCUUUCAUCCCAAACAAAAGAUCAGGCAACGGCAGACGCAGUAAAUAAUCUACGACAAAAAUUGCUAGGUGGACUAAAUAUACAAAGUGUAAUUGAUACUGAUGAACGGAUUUUGGAUGAAUGUAUUUCUAAAGUUGGAUUUCAUAAAACAAAAGCAAAAUGGAUUAAACAAGCUGCUAUUACGUGCAAAGAGAAAUAUAAUGGUGAUAUACCAAACAAUAUUGAAGAUUUGAUGAAGUUAAAAGGAGUUGAAAUCAAGGAAUCGGAGUUGAUGUCCAUGUUCACCGCAUUACCAAUCGACUUGGGUGGUGCAAAACUAAAAACCCAGAAGCGACUCGCAAG